Molecule: messenger RNA, 2895 nt
Organism: Amphibalanus amphitrite
Lineage: Eukaryota; Metazoa; Arthropoda; Thecostraca; Balanomorpha; Balanidae
Product: ATP-binding cassette sub-family F member 3-like
Exons: 16
Coding region: 233-2365 (710 amino acids)
Molecular function (GO): ATP binding; ATP hydrolysis activity
Source: RefSeq, a predicted model, not a curated record
CCAAGGAGGCACCGAAGAAGGCCCGCAGAGCGAAUUCCGGGAUCCGGCCGCUGAGUGCGAGAUUCGUCAGAGCUGUAAGCGCUGUGAGAAGUCGCGCUCCAGCCUCGGCGGUGGGCUUAGCCACAAGGCAUUGUUCAUUGUGCGCCCUUUUAUCCGCUUGGUCAUUUUUCUGGGGCGAUUCUUCGUUCAAUACGCAGGUCCUUAAACAACUGGCGACUGGCUAACAGGAGUGAUGGCUGCCCAACUUGUUCGGGAUGCAUUCCCGCACAUGGAUGAUGAUCUCUUCCAGUAUGUGGAAGGAGUGCUGGAGUCCGCUGAGGAGUUCCAGACAGGCGAUGACGUCUAUGACGCCAUUGGAGGCAUUGUGGAACAGGUGGCGGGCGAUGACAGCGAGGAUGACGUCAGGCGGCUGUGCCACCGUGUGAUGGCCGAGCUGCAGCUCAGUUCGCCCGACGGCCACCAGGGCGGCGCUGCGAACGGCGACCGGCGCCGCCUGGAUGCGCCCGUGCACCUGGGCUCGAUGGCCGGGGACCAGGGACCCGGCGAGAUGCCCAGCAUCUGGCUAGCACAGAAGGAGGUCGCCUCGCGUGUCGACACCAAGAAGCUGGAGAAGGCGGAGGAGAUGCGGAAGAAGAAGCUGGAGAAGCAGAACGCCACGCCGGCGCCGGCGGCCGUGCUGGCCGAGAAGACGGCCUCGGCCUCGCAGGUCAUCUCCAAGCGUGACGUGCGGGCCGAGGCGCGCGGCGCCAACAUGUGCAAGGACAUCCGCAUCGAGAACUUCGACAUCUCCAUCGGAGACAAGGUGCUCAUCUCGGGAGCGGACGUCACGCUGGUGUACGGCCGCCGGUACGGGUUCGUCGGACGGAACGGACUCGGGAAGACCACCAUGCUGCGUAUGAUCUCCAGCGGUCAGCUGGUGAUCCCAUCGCACGUCAGCGUGCUACACGUGGAGCAGGAGGUGACGGGAGACGACACGGAGGCACUCCAGUCGGUACUCGAGUGUGACACGGCACGAGAGUCGCUGCUCACGGAGGAGAAGGAGCUCACAGCGAAAAUCAACUCCGGUCACCAGGACGCCGGUCUGUCAGAGCGUCUGUCGGCCGUGUACGCCCAGCUCCAGGCGUCGGACGCCGACCGGGCGCCGGCGCGGGCCGCCGUCAUCCUGCGAGGUCUGGGCUUCACCCCGGCCAUGCAGAAACGGCCCACCAAGGAGUUCUCCGGCGGCUGGAGGAUGCGACUGGCACUGGCGCGCGCCCUGUUCUCUCAGCCGGACCUGCUGCUGCUUGACGAGCCGACGAACAUGUUGGACAUGAAGGCCAUCAUCUGGCUGGAGGAUUACCUGCAGACGUGGCCGAGCACGCUGCUGGUGGUAUCGCACGACCGGCAGUUCCUGGAGGUGGUGCCCACCGACAUCCUCUUCCUGCACACACAGAAAAUCGACUGCUACAAGGGCAAUUACGGCCAUUUUGUGAAGGCCAAGGCCGAGAAGAUGAAAAACCAGCAGAGGGAGUAUGAGGCUCAGAUGGCGUUCAGAGCACACGCACAGGAGUUUAUCGACAAGUUCCGCUACAACGCCAAGCGGGCCUCGCUCGUACAGAGCAAGAUCAAGAUGCUGGAGAAACUCCCCGAGCUGGUGCCUGUGGUGGCAGAGAGUGAGGUGGUGCUGAAAUUCCCGCCCACGGAGCCGCUCCACCCACCGAUCCUACAGCUGGACGAGGUGGACUUCCGCUACCCGACCGGCGACAAGUACAUCUUCCGCAAGGUGGACCUCAGCACCGCCAUGGAGUCGCGCAUCUGUAUUGUGGGAGAGAACGGCGCCGGUAAGACGACGCUGCUGAAGAUUCUGAUGGACGAGCUGACGCCCACCUCGGGUAUCCGACACGCGCACCGCAACCUGAAGAUCGCCUUCUUCUCUCAGCAUCACGUGGAUCAGCUGGACAUGACUGUCAACUCGAUACAGCUGCUGGCAGCCCGGUUCCCCGGUCGCAUCGUCGAGGAGUACCGCCAGCAGUUGGGUAGCUUCGGUGUCAGCGGAGACCUGGCCACACAACAGGUGGGCAGUCUGUCGGGAGGUCAGAAGUCCAGAGUGGCGUUCGCAGCCAUCUGCAUGGCGCGGCCCAACUUCUUCAUCCUUGACGAGCCUACCAACCACCUGGACAUUGAGACCAUCGAGGCGCUCGGACACGCCAUCAACCGGUUCAAUGGCGGCGUGAUCCUGGUCUCCCACGACGAGCGUCUGAUCCGGAUGGUCUGCAAGGAGCUGUGGGUCUGCUCCGGCGGCACUGUGAAGGCACUGGAGGGUGGCUUUGACGAGUACAAGGCCAUCGUCAGGAAGGAGAUCGAAGCCGCAAACGCCAACGGCUGAUGAACGCCGCACAUCUAGGUACUAUGGAAUGGGGCGGGGCGGUCCAGGCUGGGUCCUGGAGUGUCCCCUGAGCACAGAGGGCAGAGUUUUUCAGCUGUUUUGUAUCAGCUUGGUGACGAGUCAGCCUUGCGCGGAUGUCGCCAGGCAGUAUAUUUUCAAUAUUGUUCGGAGCCGUUUUAUGCAAGUCGUGUAAGGUGGUCACAGAGAGCGGAAUGGUAUCGGCUGCUCUCUCCGGUAAUAAGGGUGACCCUAAGCUGGGGCGGGUGCUGCCCCUCUCCGUGUCUGGAGCUGGGAUUCAGGGGAUGUGAGUGCAGUCAGCGGGUCAUAUGGGCGUCCAGGGGAGGCUCACUAUCGUGACUGAGACGAUCUGAGGUCAGCUGUCGGCCCCGAUACUGCUGCGACCGGUGAGGCGUCGUCACUGGGCACACUGUUACCAAGCCCGAUGUGAUGACGACGGGCCGGCAGUAAAAGGACGCUUCCACUGUACUAUCCAGGAGUGAUGGCUAAUAUAUGGUGACUUCAGAACCGCG